ACAUUUUGUGUGGAGCUUCAGUAUUGUGAGAAAUACAGAGCAAUAAUGAGUUAUUCCGGACACGGCUACUACGGCGGACCUCCACCACCUCCCGGGGGCUGGCCAGCUCCUCCUCCUGGUGGCUGGCCUCCUCCAUACCCCCCACAAGGUCACCCGCCACCACCGGACUACGGGUAUCCUCCUUCUCAAUACCCGCAACCUUACUACGUUCCUGGAACUAUGAUGGUGCCAGUAGCAGUACCACCGAUGCCGACGCCGGCGCCACCACCACCUGAUGGUGGCCAAUCGACGUACAUCACCAACUACAUCUACCACGGAGAGACGACGGUCACCCAGGGCGAUAACCAAGUGCAGGUUGUGGAAUCUUCGGGAGAAUAUGACUGGGUGCCCACUACCGCUAUGAUGGCGAGUUCUUUGACUGGAAGGGCAGUUGUCGGAGGCCAUGAAGGUUGGGAUGGAAGCCCACUCUUGAUUCGUGGCUGGCAUAACGGAGAUUUAAUGCCAGGUAAAUUGUCAGUGAGACACAACGCUGCAUCAGUAGUCUACGACGGAAAGGAGAUUUCAGUGCAAAACAUUGAAGUUUUGUGUGCUAAGCCUGAGAAUUUACGCUGGGUUCCUGCAUCUAAUGGUAAUGUACCUCCUGGAGCUAUUCCAGGUGGAAGAACUGCAUCUGGAGAGACGUUGUACGUUGGAAGGGCUCGAUACCAACUGUCGGUGACACCAGGAAAGAUCCACCCAAGCCACAAUUCCUGCUACAUCGCUUUUGCUGGACAAGAAGUGUCACACAAAAUGUAUGAUGUUUUGUGUAGGAUCAGCUGAACGACUGAAACUGUGAUUCUGAAUAUUAGCGUAAAUGUGAACAAAGACUGUAUGACGACGAAGAAACUCGUGUUUAUCAUCGGCUUAUACUUAUCAAUACAUUGUUAAUCGGAACAUCCGUUGAUAAGGUGGAAUAAGUGCUGGGUUUUGCCCUAAUCAUGCUAUCCAAGUAUGUUGAAAUAAUAAAAUUACUCGAUUAUCGAUAUAUCGAUCGAUAGUAGGUACCUCAGGAAAAGUAUUAUUGUUGAUGUCUCGUAAAUUGACAGGCAAAAUACAUUAUUGAUCUGUAAAGGAAAAAUAAACGAAAUAU
Helicoverpa armigera (cotton bollworm) is the source of this 1129-nucleotide messenger RNA. RefSeq lists its product as uncharacterized. The record is from RefSeq and is a predicted model, not a curated record. NCBI's taxonomy places the organism in Eukaryota, Metazoa, Arthropoda, Insecta, Lepidoptera, Noctuidae.